AUGGUUCGUCUGCAAAUACUACUCAGAGACUUGCUUGUCCUGGCAGCAGUUGUAUCUGCCGCGCCAGCACCAAAGCGCACUUCCUAUGUUGUUGUUGGCGGAGGUCCUUCAGGCUUUGUCGUUGCCGAAUAUCUCACUCGUGAUCCCUCAGCCCAUGUACUAUUGCUUGACGCUGGUACCAAUGAGGACACAAAUCCCAACAUUACGACGCCUUCUCAAUUCUUUUUCACACAACCCUACAUGUGGCCCUACCAUGUCGAGCCAGACAAGAACCUGGGUGGGCGUACACCCGACCUUUAUCAAGGGAAGGCUCUGGGGGGAGGCAGUGCAACCAAUGCCAUGUUGUAUUGUCGAGGGUCUUCAUCGGUCUUCGAUGAAUGGGCCGAGAUCAGUGGAAAUCAAGGCCUAGCUUGGAACUCGAUAUUCGAAUCCUUCAAAGCCACCACACACUGGGCCGACGAACCAUCAAUCACAUAUGAUCAACCAGUCAACACGACGUCCUUCGGUGAUGGGCCGUUGGAGAUCAGCCGUCAACGUCAAUUUCUUACAUUCGACGAGCCCUUUGCGAACAAACUAGUAUCCGAGCUGGGUCUGCCAAUCGUUGACUAUGUUUCUGGCGAUGGUAUUGGUGUCAGUCAAGGAUUGGAGUCUAUUCGAGUCAGCAACAGAACACGAUCCUACGCUACCAAUUCUUUUGGCUACCUGGCCGUUGCAAGACCAAAUUUUGAGCUUCGUAGCAAUGCUUGGGUGUCAAAAGUUGGGUUCCAACACACAACUGCGCGUGAUGUGACUUACACGGAUACCAUCACACAAGAGGAACAUACCGUUUCGGCGGACGAGAUUGUUCUAGCCGCUGGCGCUAUCAACAACCCACAACUACUCAUGCUUUCUGGCGUGGGACCGGCAGAGAUGUUGGAACCACUAGGCAUUCCGGUCGUGCUGGAUGCACCACAAGUUGGUCAGAACAUGAUCGACCAUCACAUGGCCGUCUUGCAGUACGAGGCCAAGGCCGAGGUCGAUACCAGCUGGCAGUGGCAGCAAAAUCGUACGCACUACGAGCUUGCAGAGCUGCAAUACCAAGCCAACGGUGACGGGCUCUUGGGCAUGCAGAAUGGUGACGUGGCCGGUGGUCUGCGGAUUCCCGAUUCAGUGUUCGACGGCCUUGGAGGAUAUCAUGUCAGUCUUCCCACGGAUCGUCCACAACUAGUGUAUGAGUAUGCAGCGACGCCAUUCCUACAGACGAACAAUGUUAGUGUGGUCGCUGCCUUUGCUGCGGUUGUGCAGCCUGAAGGCAGAGGGAGUGUGUCCAUCAACUCGUCUGACUAUCUCGAUCCACCUCAGAUAUACGCAAAUUACUGGGGAACGCCUGCCGAUCGUGCUGCAAUCAUGUACGGAUACAAGCAGUUGCGAAGCAUGAUGAGGUCAGAUGAGUUGAGUCAAUUCUUUGUCCGAGAGCUCUAUCCUGGUGAUGAUAUUGAGGACGAUGAGGAAUUUUGGGCGGCAAUUCAGGGAGGCUCAGCCAGUUGGCAUCAUCCUGUUGGAACUACGGCUAUUGGGAGUGUCCUGGACCCCAAUUGGAGAGUGAAAGGCUUGCAAGGAAUUCGUGUGGUUGGAUCUAGUUCUGCACCGACUAUCACGACCUGUCCUAUACAGUCGAUGGCAUACGCGAUUGGACACCGCGCGGCAAUAGAUAUCGCCGUCGCAGAUGGUUUGAUAAUAUUUUAG
This is a messenger RNA of Lithohypha guttulata, 1725 nucleotides long. RefSeq lists its product as uncharacterized. Lineage: Eukaryota; Fungi; Ascomycota; Eurotiomycetes; Chaetothyriales; Trichomeriaceae. The coding region runs from base 1 to 1725 and encodes 574 amino acids. The record is from RefSeq and is a predicted model, not a curated record. Gene Ontology annotation, molecular function: flavin adenine dinucleotide binding; oxidoreductase activity, acting on CH-OH group of donors. The transcript is spliced from 2 exons.